CUUCUAGCUCUGACAUUAAAACGCGUUAAGCAAUCCGAUUCAACAACUUAUAAUCCCCUCCAUGAUUACAUUUUGUCUUCCCACCUCAAGAUUCAUUAUCCAAUCUUUCCUAGAAAAUCCCCAUAUCACCUCUCGUAGAUUUUCCUUCUCACCAAACAGUAACCAAUGGCACUGGAAUGGGUAGCGGUUGCCUAUGCUGCUGGAGCAGAAGCCAUGAUGCUCCUUCUCUUAACCCUCCCAGGCUUAAACCCCUUACGCAAUGGCCUUUUGUCUGUAACAAAAACCCUCCUGAAACCCUUCUUCUCAAUAUUGCCAAUUUGCCUCUUCUUGGUCAUGGACAUCUACUGGAAAUAUGAAACGAUGCCCUCUUGUAAGACCCUCAAUUCCUGCUCUCCAUCGGAGAAUAUGCGCCACCAAAAGUCCACUAUUAAGAGCCAACGCAACGCACUUUUGAUUGCUGCAGCGUUGGUUUUUUACUGGCUCUUGUAUUCUGUAACGAAGCUUAUUGAUCGAGUUGAGCAGUUGCAGUUUCAGAUCAAAAGGUCUACCAAAAAUGAUUGACACUUUGCCCGAGCACUAUCCUUGGCCUUUGUCUUGGCAAAUCACGUCACAUCGAAAGAGUCUUUUUUUCAAAUGUAUUGAGGCUAGAUUUUGCAAUUAUAUCGCCUUGUUUACUUGAAUGGAGACAGGAAAAGAAGGGUUUUUAUAUCUA
Populus trichocarpa (black cottonwood) is the source of this 712-nucleotide messenger RNA. RefSeq lists its product as uncharacterized. Lineage: Eukaryota; Viridiplantae; Streptophyta; Magnoliopsida; Malpighiales; Salicaceae. The transcript is spliced from 2 exons. Bases 166 to 561 code for a protein of 131 amino acids. Gene Ontology annotation, biological process: endoplasmic reticulum to Golgi vesicle-mediated transport; intracellular protein transport. The record is from RefSeq and is a predicted model, not a curated record. Gene Ontology annotation, cellular component: endoplasmic reticulum membrane; endoplasmic reticulum.